GCCCAAUUUGUCAUUUGCCAAAUCUCGUCAGGAAUCAGGAUUAAUUAAAUCAUUUCCUAUAAUUAAUCCAUUUCCCAAUUUAUUGAUAUGCGUUCAGAUCUGUUGAGGUGACCCACGCAAUUCGCAGAGUGAGCUCAAAGUCUCUAACAACCUAUGAGAGGAUUUCAGCAGAAUGAAGGAAAGAAGUCUUGACAUUCAUGCAGAAAAGGUCGAACUAUUGACAAAAGCAGAUACCGAGAAAAAGGCUGCAAGAAUCUUGGAGCUCAUAAAGAAUGAAACCCAAAGCAGAAAACGUGGGGCAAAGAACUCGAAGAGAGAGCCGGAACUUGCUGGGCUCGUCGAGGACUUCCUACAACAGUAUCAGUCACUCUAUGCACAGUAUGAUCAUCUUAAGCAGAACCGAGAAAAAAAUAAUCCCAGAAGAAGCAAGAGAGAAGACUCUCCGUCCACCUCCAGCUCCGACUCCGAAUAUUUUUCUUCUGAGGAUGUCGACGGCAACUUAGGAGAAUCGAAGAAUGAUCGACUGGUGGCAAAUAGUGUUCCUCAAAAGCUUGAGGAUGAUAACAAGGAAAUGGUCAUACUAAGGGAUCAUUUGGCUUCUAUUAGGAAAGAGAGAGAAACUUUGAGUACAGAGCAUAUGGCCGACCUGAGCAAGAUCAAGGAAGCGGAGAACGUUAUCAAAGAUCUGAGGCUAGAAGUAAGCGAGAGGGAGAGAGAACUGUCGGCUCUUUCAAAGAAGCAUCAAGUCCAAGAGGUUGAAGCAUCGCUAAGGACAAAGGAGUUGGAGGGGCAGAUAGGUGGCUUGAAAUCCGAGUUACAGUCUCUGCGCAGUCAAAAAAGUGAUUUAGAAGUAGAGGUUCAAAGCCAAGCUAGUGAAGCCAAAAAGCUGAAAGAGAAAAAUGAAGAACUUCAAGCUCGCCUUAUGGAACUUGAACUCAUAUCUGAAAGCAAAGAAAAUGAAAUGUCUGAUCUCCUAAAGAAACUUGACGACGAUGAGGCCUGUGCGAAGUCUAGACUUGUGCAGUUGGAGGAACAAGUCAGGACUCUGCAAAGGGAGAAGAGCUCCCUACAUGUUGAGAAAUGCAUGAUGGAGGAAACUGUGGAACGUCUAAGUUUUCCUCGAAAGCUUGAGGAUGAUAAUAAGGAAAUGAUCAUCCUAAGGAAUCAUUUGGCUUCUAUUAGGAAAGAGAGAGAAAUUUUGAGUACAGAGCAUAUGGCCGCUCUGAGCAAGAUCACGGAAGCGGAGAACGUUAUCAAAGAUUUGAGGCUAGAAGUGAGCGAGAAGAAGAGAGAGCUGUCAACCCUUUCAAAGAAGCAUCAAGUCCUAGAAGUUGAAGCAUCGCGGAGGACAACGGAGUUGGAGGGACAGAUAGGUGGCUUGAAAUCCGAAUUACAGACUCUGCACAGCCAAAAAAAUGAUUUAGAAGCAGAGAUUCAAAGCCAAGCUAGUGAAGCCAAACAGCUGAAAGAGAAAAACGAAGAACUUCAAGCUCGCCUUAUGGAACUUGAACUCAUAUCUAAAAGAAAAGAAAAUGAGAUGUCUGAUCUCCUAAAGAAACUGGACGACAAUGAGAACAGUGCGAAGUCUAGAUUUGUGCAGUUGGAGGAACAAGUCAGGAAUCUGCAAAUGGAGGCGAGCUCUCUACAUGUUGCAAAAUGCACGAUGGAGGAGACUGUGGAACGUCUACAGAAGAAAGUACUGGCUAGCGAAAAGGAUGUAGGUCAGAUUAACACUUUGAAUGAAGAACUCAAGCUCCUGGAGAGCCAGAUAGCUAAGUUUCAAGAAAAGGAAGCAGAAAUCGAACUGAACUUGAUUCAGAUACGAACUCUCAAAGAAGAAAUAGCAAUUAUUUCUGAAGAAAAAGAAAGAGUAUCCGAGGAGAAUUACUGCCUUGCUGCGCAGAUGAAGGACAUGAAGCUAAAAAUGGAUGCUCUAUGUGCAAGGGAGAAUGAUCUGCUAGAGCAGAUUAGGAAUCACGUCCACGAGACCAAUCAGUGUCAAGAGGAAAAGGAGGAAUUGGAGGCCAGGUUUUUUGAACUGGAGAGCAAAUCGAUAGAAAGGGGAAACGAGCUCUUGGCUCUGCAGGAUAAACUUAAGGCCGAAGGGGACGCGUAUUCGUCGCAUAUCUCAGCCUUGACGGUCCGAGCUAAGAAACUGCAAGAGGAUGUCAAUUCCUUGCUGGCCCUGAAGAGGCAUUUAGAAUCGCAUAACGAGAAAGACAGACAAGAAUCUUCACCGAGGUGCAACAUAGUUCAGAUCGAGAGCAAGUCAAGCGAGCAGGAAGUUGUUACUCCUCGCAGGAUGGCUAGGAAAUUUAGACUAGCUAGGAGUUCAUUGCAAGAACCGAUGGACGCUCAGUUACUUGAAAGGAGAAUGGAAGAAAUGGCAGACGAGUUCCGCAUGCACUUUGAAGAUAAUAUACGCCUGAUGAGCCAACGCAUCCUGGUCUUGGAGCAGUUACACAUGGAGAACAAGGAUAGCCACAAGAUGAUGAAAGAGAGGUUCCAGCGAGAGCACGAGGGGUUCAAGGAGCGGUCCUACGUCUCCAAAGCCGAAAUGGGGAAGAUAAUGGACACUUCACGGGCGGUGAGCAAUGCGCUUCACCAGUUGGACUCGAUAGUCUCGAAAUUUGGCGAGCAAAAUGGGAACGUUUUAAGCCGUAUGUCAAAAGUCUCAAAAGAGAUCCAAUGCCUGCGAAACAAGGUUUCAGGGGGGAAAGACAAAGUAAGAUGUGUGAAAAGCAACACUGUUCAUCGAAUAUGCGCAGUGGACGCCAAAGACAUGAAGAAUGUUUUACUUAGUGAGGAGAGCUGGGCUUUAAUGACAAAAGUAGACGACGAGGGCAUGGAGAAGAUGCGUACAACAAAGGCCAUUGAGCGACUCGAGAAGAGGGUGGCCGAACUAGAGGACAUCGCGAGGGUAAGGGAAGAAAUGCUGUUCGGGCUUGUGGAUGAGAAAAAGGAGGCCAUCAGGCAACUGUGUCUCUCAAUCAACUAUUACCGAGAUCGCUGUCUUCAAUACCGGGAGGUGAUCUCGAAGAUUGCUGCCAGCCGGAGGCGUACAACCUGAGUUUUGAUCUCAUUCCAAUAAGACGAUUUUGAUGCGGCAUCGCAUGUGGUGCUUAUUAUUUGGUUUUUACUUUUCUUAGGUGGCUUAGUGGGCAUUGCCUAUUUUGAUCAACCAUUGAUUAGUCGGGCAAGCUAGCUAAUCAAACUUCAAUUUUUGAAGAUCCUCUUUGGUAGUCUUCUUCUUCUUCCAUUUUUGUUCACAUGGAGAGAAACAUGACAGGAGAUUAUUCCUGUUAGCUCCAAGAUACAAUUGGAGAUAUUCCAUUGGCAUUAACUUUGUUCUUCUAAGAGGUACUUUAUAUGCA
Rhodamnia argentea is the source of this 3374-nucleotide messenger RNA. Its product is annotated as COP1-interactive protein 1-like. The record is from RefSeq and is a predicted model, not a curated record. Lineage: Eukaryota; Viridiplantae; Streptophyta; Magnoliopsida; Myrtales; Myrtaceae. Bases 173 to 3070 code for a protein of 965 amino acids. Gene Ontology annotation, molecular function: actin binding. The transcript has 3 exons.